Messenger RNA from Gallus gallus (chicken), 2853 nucleotides. It is a transcript of the gene NAT8, whose product is annotated as N-acetyltransferase 8 (GCN5-related, putative). The record is from RefSeq and is a predicted model, not a curated record. Gene Ontology annotation, molecular function: N-acetyltransferase activity. The transcript is spliced from 3 exons. Lineage: Eukaryota; Metazoa; Chordata; Aves; Galliformes; Phasianidae. The coding region runs from base 106 to 765 and encodes 219 amino acids.
GGUGCGGGACAGCGCUCGGGCCGCGCGGAGCCACGCACACGCCGUGCGGGUUGCACCGGGGGCGGCGGAGCUGAGGGAAGCGCGCGGUCUCCGGCCCCAUUGCCCAUGGCUCCCUACCGCAUCCGGCUGUACCGCGACGAGGACUACGAUGCGGUGCGCUCCCUGUUUGCCCAUGGCAUCCUCGAGCACGCCCCGGCCAUGUACCGCCACGUGCUGCGCCUGGCACGGCUGCAGCUGGGGCUGCUGGCCCUGUUCACAGCCGUGCGUGCCGUAGCUGGCAGCUGGCUGCUGGCACUGGCAGCUGUGGCGCUGGUGCUGGCGGCCGCCUGGCCCGUGAUGCGCUCCUUCGGCACGUCCUUCGUGACGGAAGCGCUGCUCGCUGACCUCCGUGACAUCGACAGCUUUUACAUGCGGGCGCCCGACUCCUGCUUCUGGGUGGUGGAGGCCGGCGGGGCGGUGGUGGCCAUGGUGGGCGCAGCCCCAUCGCAGCGCGGCGAGGCCAUGGAGCUGAAACGGAUGUCGGUCAGCAAGGACCACCGUGGCCGAGGCAUCUCCAAGGCGCUGUGCGGGGAGGUGCUGCGCUUCGCCCAGGCGCGGGGCUACGGGGCUGUGGUGCUGUACACCUCCACAGUGCAGCUGGUGGCACAGAGGCUGUACGAGAGCCAGGGCUUCAGGAAGGUGGCUGAAACCAGCCCGUCUCUGUUCUCCAGCCUGAUCUCCUUCCAUCUCAUCCAUUACCGCCUCGAGCUGCCCGGCCGCCCGUAGGGCCUCCCCUAUUCCUGCACCACUGAGAAAUAAAGAGAGGCCGCGGGAAGGCUGUGCUGAGUGUGCCGUGGAUGUGCACACGUGUCGUGGCUGUGCUGUGUGUGGCAUCGUGCCUCCAUGUGGCUCACACCCACACCAUGAGCUCAGCCCAGCCUGGCCCUCCACAGGACCUCCCCGGACCAGAAUGGGAUCACCACGCCGCAGCCGCCCACAGGCGGUGCUGGGGGGCUUUUGGGGGCCCGCCGGGCCUCGCGCUGUCCCCCCACCAGCACUGCUGUGCUGUGUCACUGCAGGGCACUGCGUGUGGGCAGGGGAAGGUGGUUGGUGUGCGGGGCAGGAGGGCGCAGGGCAGUGGCUGGAGGUGGAUGUGCAGCACCUCACAACAUCACCGGGGUCAUCACGCAGGGGCUGCACUCCAUCUGGAUGUAGGGCAGUGGGUGGGGGGCGUGGAGGGGGUCCGGCUGGUUUGAGAACGGCACCAUCUGCCUGCAGGAAGAGGUGCUGGGCUGAGCCCCGUGGGGAUCCUCAUCCCAUGUGGCUGAGCCAUGUGGACAGUGCCGCAUGGGGACCCAGAUGCCACAUGGCUGAGCCGUGCUGGUGAACCCCUAUGGGGACACGGGGACCCCCGUGCCAUGCAGCCGAGCUGUGUGGGCGAUGCCCCAUGGGGACCCUCAUGCCAAAUGGCUGAGCCGUGCUGGUGAACCUCUAUGGGGACACGGGGAUCCCUGUGCCAUGUGGCUGAGCCGUGUGGAUGACGCUCCAUGGGGACACGGGGACCCCCACGCUGCAUGAUGCCAGGCUGGGGACGUGCCCCCCUCCCCACCUCCGGCCCCGCUGCUCCUCAGGCCCGGGGGGCUCAGCCUCCCUGGGGGGCCCCGACACCCCCACGCCCCCCAGCUGAGUGGGGACCCACAGAGGGACCCCUGUCCGUGUCCCCUCGCCGUGCUGGGGUCAGAUUUGCGCCUGCCCCUCUUAACGCUGCCAUAAUAAAAGAGCAUCGGAGCGCUGCACGCGGCCCUUCUCUGCACCGCGGGGUCACAGUGCGUGCCUCCCCCGCCGCUCCCUGGGCACUGACGGCCUUUGCUCGCCGGUUUAAAGGUGCUGAGCGCUGCUACGCACCGCGGCCCCGCAGAGCAGCACUCCCGCAGCGGUGGGCAAAACCUCCGGGGGGGGGGGCGGACGUGGGGUGGGGGUUCGCAGCUCCCCGUGGGCUGAACUGCCCCCGCCGCCCGAGCAUCGCUCGCCGCGCAUCGCUCGGCCCCGGCCCCCGCGGGGGCGCUGCGGGAUCCCGGCUGCUCGCGGGGCUGCGGGACCGGCGCUGCCCGCCCGCCGCUGCCCGGCCCUGCGCACCGGCCCCAUUGCCCAUGGCUCCCUACCGCAUUCGGCUGUACCGCGACGAGGACUACGAUGCGGUGCGCUCCCUGUUUGCCCGUGGCAUCCUCGAGCACGCCCCGGCCAUCUACCGGCAUAUGCUGCGCUCAACGCGAGUGCAGCUGGGGCUGCUGGCCCUGUUCACAGCCGUGCGUGCCGUAGCUGGCAGCUGGCUGCUGGCACUGGCAGCCGUGGCGCUGGUGCUGGCGGCCACCUGGCCCGUGAUGCGCUCCUUCAGCACGUCGUAUGUUCAGGAGGCACUGAUCACUGACCUCUGCGACAUCGACAGCUGCUACAUGCGGGCGCCCGACUCCUGCUUCUGGGUGGUGGAGGCCGGCGGGGCGGUGGUGGGUAUGGUGGCUGUGGCCCCACCACAGGACCCGGCGCAGCGUGGUGAGGCCCUGGAGCUGAAACGGAUGUCGGUCAGCAAGGAUCACCGUGGCCAAGGCAUCUCCAAGGCGCUGUGCGGGGAGGUGCUGCGCUUCGCCCAGGCCCGGGGCUACAGAGCCGUGAUGCUGUACACCUCCAUAGUGCAGGUGGUGGCCCAGCGGCUGUACGAGAGCCAGGGCUUCAGGAAGGUGGGUGCCAUCAGCCCCUCGCUGCUUGCCAGCCUGGUCUCCUUCCAGAUCUUCCAGUACCGCUGUGAGCUGCCCGGCCGCCCAUAGGGCCUCCCCUGUUCCUGUAGCGCUGAGAAAUAAAGAGAGACUGUGGGAAGGC